AUGACUGAGGUGGAACCUGUCCUGGACUUCGCAUCCUCUGGGAGAACCGGCCGGCGCAAUGCCCUGCCUGACAUCCUGGGCUCACCGGCCGGUGUCAGCCCCUCUGACCUGCCCCUCAAGCUGGCCGAGAUGUCCCUGAAUACAGGCAGCACCCAGGAGAUGCAGUCACCCUCAGCAGAGGUGCCCCCUCCACAGCCCCCCAGCCCUGAGCUGAAGGACACAUCCUAA
Antrostomus carolinensis (chuck-will's-widow) is the source of this 228-nucleotide messenger RNA. RefSeq names its product cAMP-dependent protein kinase inhibitor alpha-like. The coding region runs from base 1 to 228 and encodes 75 amino acids. The transcript has 2 exons. Gene Ontology annotation, molecular function: cAMP-dependent protein kinase inhibitor activity. Gene Ontology annotation, biological process: negative regulation of protein kinase activity. The record is from RefSeq and is a predicted model, not a curated record. NCBI's taxonomy places the organism in Eukaryota, Metazoa, Chordata, Aves, Caprimulgiformes, Caprimulgidae.